Messenger RNA from Perkinsus marinus ATCC 50983, 333 nucleotides. RefSeq names its product Pre-mRNA-splicing factor ini1, putative. Gene Ontology annotation, cellular component: catalytic step 2 spliceosome; U2 snRNP; precatalytic spliceosome. The transcript has 4 exons. Lineage: Eukaryota; Perkinsozoa; Perkinsida; Perkinsidae. The record is from RefSeq and is a predicted model, not a curated record. Gene Ontology annotation, biological process: mRNA splicing, via spliceosome. Bases 1 to 333 code for a protein of 110 amino acids.
AUGGCUAAGCAUCAUCCAGAUCUCGUAAUGUGCAGGAAGCAGCCUGGCAUUGCUAUCGGCCGCCUCUGUGAAAAGUGCGAUGGGAAAUGUGUUAUUUGCGAUUCCUAUGUCCGACCGUCAACUUUGGUGAAGAUUUGCGAUGAGUGCAAUUAUGGUAGCUAUCAAGGGAGGUGUGUUAUCUGCGGAGGCACGGGGAUUUCAGAUGCCUACUACUGCAAGGAGUGCUGCCAGUGCGAGAAGGAUCGCGAUGGGUGUCCGAAGAUCAUCAAUCUGGGCUCAGCCAAGACCGACAUGUUCUAUGAACGGAAGAAAUACGGCUUUAAGAGGAGAUAG